UCAGACGCAAACCACCGUCGUCUCUGUCUGAGUCUGUCAAACGUCGUCACUUGUGGGAUUACUGAUGUACCUUGGCUCGCCGAGAACUAGCUUUCGUCGAGAGUUAGCAUAAGACACAGGCUGAGCCGAACAAAGACAAGUUUGCGAGGCAUUCGAGGGACACAAGAUCACCCUAGUCGGGGUCUGGUGCUCAGCGCUCAGGGCGCCGUUACGAUCUAUAUAAACGCGACUGAACUGCAUUUCGUCUUUGAAACAGCCGUGUUGACUCGAAGGCGCAAAAUUGGUAAGCAAUAGUCCGGUACGUCUCAUGCAAAGAACACUUAACGCAAACCCAUUGUGUAUAUAUAUGUCAGACUGGUUACGAGUCUAGUUCACACCGCGACUGUCAUCCUUGGAAUAUUCCCGCCCUUCAACGCAUCCAUCGCAUAUCAUACGGUAAUAUGGUCAGAGGACGCAAGAAAAACUUGACUGCUCCCCCUACGCGACAGCUUACCCAGCAGCGCGAUUACCGAGCGCGCAAGGCCCAAUAUCUUACCGAACUCGAGCAACGGUGUCUAAAGGCCGAAGAUGAGAAUGUGCGAUUACGACGAGAGCUAGAACUAGCUCGAGCUGCCAUGCCCUUUGGCUCGCCACAGGAAGUUGUACAAGUAUCAUCCGAGCUACUGCGCGACCUAGUAAACGCCUCUGCAUCGAUUGCGCGCUUCCAACAGAUCACCGCACCUCGUGCGCCAGGCCCUCCGGAUUACGAUUCCUUCCAUCAUCGACAACCACCAAUAUCCUCAUAUUCGCAACCAUCCGCAGGUCCUAGCGGCCUUCGUCCUUCCGAGUCAUCUUCUCCUCGUCAAGCAUCCUCACAGCCGAUUACAAUUCUACCCUCACAUGUGCUUGCUCUUCAAGAAUCUCGAGCCCGCCUUGCACCUCAAAGUCGGAUGCUGUCUCCUAUUGAUGGACAACGGAUAGAUCGAACUCCUGCGUCCUCGUCGGCCACUUCGCAAGCCCGAGCAACGAGCCCAUCGCCAAGCCUUGGUUCUGAGUGCUGUGGGGGGUAUAUUGAUUGCACUCAACUAUUAGAAGAGAAAGAGGGAGAUGAAGAGGAUGAAGAGGAUGAAGAGGGAGAAGGAGACGAGGAUCUUGGCAUGUAUCAUUUCACGAAUACGUCGAAACUUCGUUUCAGUCAGGGUGACUUUCGAAAAGAUACUGAACGCUAAAUCCUUGGAACAGCGGUCAGAGAUACGUAUGGUGUAGCUAUCCUACGUCGCUGCCACAUUGAAUCCGUCGCUACAAGCUACAAUAUUCAACAACCCUACGUUUCUAUAUGUGGUAGCAGUUGUUCUAAUUAUAAUCAUAUCUCUGACC
Molecule: messenger RNA, 1356 nt
Organism: Suillus subalutaceus
Lineage: Eukaryota; Fungi; Basidiomycota; Agaricomycetes; Boletales; Suillaceae
Exons: 2
Coding region: 441-1208 (255 amino acids)
Source: RefSeq, a predicted model, not a curated record